Molecule: messenger RNA, 2689 nt
Organism: Durio zibethinus
Lineage: Eukaryota; Viridiplantae; Streptophyta; Magnoliopsida; Malvales; Malvaceae
Biological process (GO): protein transport
Source: RefSeq, a predicted model, not a curated record
CUUAAUUUUGCCACGCAGCUUGUCAGACAGAUCCCUGUAAUCACGAUUCCGCCUUUUCCAAACGUCCCGAGAGAAAAGAAAACACUCCGAUCCGACCGUCCACUCUCCUGACCUACUGCCCUCAUCCAACGUGCAGAUGUGCAGUAAACCUGUAUAUGAGUGUUUCUAAAGAAAAAAAAAUGCCUUAGAACGUAACAAUGUCUUUGAGACGGCAGUGAAGAAGCUUAAGGAAAGAGCCUUUUCUCUGCUUCUUUAAUGGCAGAUCUUGCGUUUUUUUGAUUUGAUUUCUGAUUUUACGGCGUCUUUUUGAGUUAUCUGAGUUCAGUCGUUCCGUUGAGUUGAAUAAGGCAGUGAUUGGAGAUGCUGGACGGAAUCUUAGGCCGUGGUUUUGCCUCAAAAUGUAAAUCAUUGAUAAAAGUGAUAAAGAACCGGAUCGAUUUGAUAAGGAGGAAGAAGAGCGCAACGCUUAAGUUUUUGAAGAAAGAUAUAGCUGAUCUGCUCGCUAAUGGCCUUGAUAUUAAUGCUUAUGGCAGGGUGGAAGGAUAUAUUGCUGAAUUGACUCUUUCUUCUUGCUAUGAUUUCGUUGAGAAAUGUUGCGAUUUCGUGUCGAAUCAUGUUUUGGUUAUGCAAAAACUGAGUGAUUGCCCUGAAGAUUGCAGGGAGGCUGUCUCAUCUCUAAUGUUUGCAGCUGCAAGGUUUUCUGAUUCGCCAGAGUUGCGUGAUCUUAGGCAAAUAUUUUAUGAAAGAUAUGGAAAUUCCCUGGAAUUAUUUGUCAAUAAGCAGCUUGUUGAGAAUUCAGCUUCAAAUCCUUCCUCAAUGGAGAGGAAAGUGAAGGUAAUGCAUGACAUAGCGUCAGAGUUUUCCAUAAAAUGGGACUCAGGAGCUUUCGAGCGAAGAAUGUCUAAAACUACUGUGAUUCCACAGGACCAACCUAAAAAUUAUGGGUCUUUCCAUGUCAAUGGUGAUAAUCAUAAAUCGAAUGGUGGAAGAAAUGCUGAUCCACUAGGAGAUAAGCUUAAAGUUUCAUCUAAAGAAAAACUUGAAGUGGGUAAGGGUGGGCAAAGAUUGGACAAAUGCAAGGAGGAUACUGUCUCAAAAAGGGAUGAGAUCAUCUUUCCACCUAAACAGGAAUUCUCUGUUGAGGGGUACAAACCACGUCAUGGAAGGGAGGAAGCUUUCACAUGGAAGGAGAAGCUCGAUGUUCCAUUACAGCAAAAACAAGAAGUUUCUGGUGGUAAGCUUGAAAUUUGGAAUGGGAAGGAUGAUGUUGCCUUGAAAACAGCAAGAUUAAGCAGUUCUUAUGGGAGAAGAAUGGAAAGAGGUGAUGAUGGAGCCAAGCUACAAGAUGGUAGGGAGAAUAGUGUACCUAGGAUAGAUAACCAAGGUGUUCUACCAGGGAGAAAGCCAGAUCUAAAUCCUGAUAGCUAUGCAGCUUCACGUUUAAAGAGUCAUGAUAAAGACCUGUUCACUGCUGAUAACUAUGCUGGCCAAUACAGUAUACAAAAUUCGGCAAGAAAAACUCACGAAGAAAAUGAACCUAAUAGGAAGCCCCACUUUAAUAGCGGUAUCCCUCCUCCUUAUGUUAAACCCCGUAUCAAACCAAAGGAUCACAAGCAUGGUGCCAAUAUUGGAUCUUCAGUUGCUGGUUUUGACAGCAAUGGAGUCUCUGGUGAUCCUUCAAUGCCUGAAGGGGCCUAUGCAGUUAAUAGGACUGAUAAGUACCGAGAAGGUUUAUAUCAUCCUGAUAAAGAGGGGCAGAUAAUUCCACCUAUGCAAGUGAAUAGUCAUGAUCAUGAAAAAGAUUAUUACUAUAAACAUGAUGGAAGUGAUACCCCUAUACAAAGACGAAGAUUAUCUAGGAGGCGACAUUUGAAAUCAGCAUCUGGUCAUAUUGAAGUUGAUAAUGUUGAAGAUACAGAAUUUGCAAGGAGAAAACCAAGAAGCAGGAGAAGGGAUGACUCAAGACGAGGUCUGCAAAUCUUUUUGGAUGACGAGCAGCAUAGAAAUGAUGAGGAGGAAAGGAUAAUUGAUAAACUGUUGAUUCAUUACAGUAAGAAGCCAUCAUCCUGUGAAGAGGGAAAGAUAAGAAGAAAGUCUAAAAGUCGUCAUGCACAUCAUAUGGGAAGUGAUGCAGGUGAAGCGCCACUGAAAGCAAGCAGGGAUAGUUCUGACAUGUGUGAGCCCAUUUCCCGUGCAGUCCGAUCAAUUUCUCUCCCUCAUGAGCAAACAACUCAAUCAGAGGGAACUAAAGUGUAUGCUCGUGCUACUUCCUUCCAGCAAGAUAGGUCAAAUGCAGCCAGGCAUGUGCAUCCGAAGUUACCAGAUUAUGAUGAUUUGGCCGCUCACUUUGCAGCAAUGAAAGGUAGAUAGAGCUUUAAGCAUACUGAAAUCAUUAUUUUUAACGGAAUCAGUUUGAUUGCACAAAUCUUAAAACUUCUUGCAUUUGCUUAGCUGAGUUAGUGCUGGUACUGUCUUUUGAGGAAAACAGUACGUAGCAUUGCUAUUGCGUAGUAGUUUGAACACUUUCUUAUCUGUUUUUAGCACUAGUGUUACUAUUUCUGUACCAAUGGCUACAACAAGCAUUUAGACACUUUCUGAUUCAUUAUUUUAGCUGACAUGAUUGUAAAAGAUGUGUAAUCCAUGCAUUCAAGUUUCAAUAUUAGUGGAUAGUGAGUUUGAGAUAUGAAAA